AUGCACAGUCCCCCAGGUAAAGCGUGCCAAGUCGACGGCGCAGAUUCGGACGCUGUUGUUGAGGAAUGCCGAGCUGGCUACUACUGCAGGCUGGGGGCGCCCUCACCGACCCCAACAGACGUUUCAUGCGUAGAUGAUGAGAAAACAGCUUGCCUUCCAGGCGCAAAGUGCCCCAAAGGGUAUUUCUGCCCUGAGGGAUCAAGCACGCCGGUCGGGUGUCCCCUGGGCACGACGGGCAGCACCGAGGGAGCCAUCGACAAUAAUGCCUGCUCACCUUGCCCAGCUAACUUCUUCUGUCCUCCUGGUGGGGACGACAGUGGCCUAGAUACGAAAUGUCCCAAAGGAAAUGUUUGCCCCGAAGGGUCAGCCGAAGCCACAAAGUGCCCUGCUGGCACGUUUAAUCGUGUUCAAGGCUUACAGGAAGAAUCUCAGUGUUCGCUCUGUCCCCCAGGCAAAUUUUGUGGAAGUGAAGGCCUAGAGGAGCCCUCAGGUGCGUGCGCGGCUGGGUUCUACUGCCAAGCCGGCGCCACAACACAACAGCAUGAUGCACAGAACUGGCCAGAGGGCAGUGGAAAAUGCCCUCCGGGACACUACUGCCCCGCAGGAAUGGUUUCUACUGCAAAGAAGGUUCCUCUACGCCCACCCCAAUUCAGGAAGCGGCGGGAGACCUCUGCCCCGAAGGCCAUUACUGUCCAGAAGGUAGAUCGCUUGAUUGACGACUCAAAAAUGCUGUAG
This is a messenger RNA of Eimeria mitis, 735 nucleotides long. RefSeq lists its product as uncharacterized. NCBI's taxonomy places the organism in Eukaryota, Apicomplexa, Conoidasida, Eucoccidiorida, Eimeriidae. The record is from RefSeq and is a predicted model, not a curated record. The transcript has 4 exons. The coding region runs from base 1 to 735 and encodes 244 amino acids.